Messenger RNA from Stereum hirsutum FP-91666 SS1, 1860 nucleotides. RefSeq lists its product as uncharacterized. The transcript has 9 exons. The record is from RefSeq and is a predicted model, not a curated record. Bases 789 to 1691 code for a protein of 300 amino acids. NCBI's taxonomy places the organism in Eukaryota, Fungi, Basidiomycota, Agaricomycetes, Russulales, Stereaceae.
UGCUGCCAACGACUUCGUCUCCAGCACGCUAUGAAGCGUCCGACUGUUCCGUUUUAGAACAUUCACGUUUUAAGCUUACUCUUCCUCAAUCUCUAUGUUCCCCGUCCCGCCCCAAGCUGCCUUGCGGACGACUACUUUCUUCGACUAUUCGUCCUUAUCCGGCGCUGGCGAUGAACACAUCUACCCAUCCAGGAGCAUUCUAAUCUCUUGAUUACCUGGAGCACUCUCUGCGUGGAUCUUGAAUCCCGUGAGCGCACCACGGCAUCGUCGAGCCCUCUCUUGUCAUUGAACGGCGCCGGCUAUCUAUAUUCCUUUUGGGAUGUGAAGCAUAGAUCACAGCUACUCUUCGCUCCCUUUUCUAUAGCUGUGCCGUUCUGCGAACGCGUCUGGGGUGCGUAGUCAAAGCUUUACAGCGGCACUUACUCCGAGGCAUGCAUCACCGACUUGUAUAUGUAUGUCUCUUGGCCGAUCCUGGUAUCCGGCGCCUCACCCAAUGAUACCUAUGGGCGACUAGUUGGCUCGACUGUCGUCUAGAUCGGCAGGACAGGAAAGGUUCCCUCCGUCCUUCAAUCUCCGGUUCUCUGCUGUCCUUACAGCUAUCUUGUGGUGGUCGCGUCAGAAGUGCGUAGUCAAGGAUGUUGAGCUAAACUUGCAUGGUCGCGUUUGCGCCCCCGUAGAGGAUCUAUAUAGAGCUCGGUCUAGGUAUUGCCACCCCCUUCUCACCCUUUCAACAUCAUUCUUCACGGAUAGUGAUCCAAUAGUUUCUGAUGGUUGGUACACGCUGCUUCAUGAGCGUCGCCGGACGUAAUUGGCUGGACGACAAGAUCUUGAAGGGGCCGGACGUUAAUGACGGGUCUGCACGUCAAGCAUGGAUCAAAAUUGUCGUUGAAGAAUUCAUGGCGAAGCUUCGUCAUCAGGAGGGCGUAGGGAUUAUUGGAGAGGACGGAAGGAUGACCGCCAAGAGGGUCAAGAAGUAUAUCAACAACCACACAAAGCGCGUGCUCGGCAUACCCAUCUCGCCUCGUCGCAGGCCCAGCCGUCGUGUUGUCAAGAUAACGACCCCAGCUGCAUCAUCCCCUUCCUCGUCAUCGACUACUAGAAAACGUGCUCGCAGCUUUCGUGACUACAUUAAAUCCUCCGACCCACUCGUUCGAGCUAAACUCAAGAACCUUGGAGCGCUCGAGAAGGAGGGUGCGAUUACGAAGGAUCUUAGUAUGACGUUGUGGUCGAAGUUCAUCGACUGGAGGAUGGAAUGCGAAGACGUGCUACGGAUGCGGUUUGAAUUGGAGGGUGGAGAGCAUGCAAUAUCUCAGAGCUCUCCUGCAGAUUCCGAGUCGUCUGGAGAGAGUGGCAUACAAACAACUCCUCUUACGAGUGCAAGCAGUCCUGGCCUUCAUUUUUCCGUGACGGAUGUGCGCGCCUAUCAGGAUACCGACCUUGACGCUCCCUAUGCCGCCCUGGCAGAUACUACUGGAGGUAACGCCGAGGGGGACAUGUCAUGGCUCGAAGACCUCUCUCGUUCUGCUUUCAGUCCAACAACGACCUUCAGCUCGCCAGUCGGCACUGAGAGCGGGACUGUUCCUGUUCAGCUCGCAACAGUUAGCGAUUUAACCUCAGUAGACCCUUUGAGAGGAUUAUCGGUCGCUCCGAACACCCUUGCCACCACCUCUAUGGGAGACAUGUCAUCGUAAGUUCACCUCUUCAUAGCCGAAUUUCAUUGAACGCCGUCUACCUGUAGCUUGGAUUAUCUAUCACAAUUCCUAAAUGACCCUAUGCCGUCGAGCUCAACUUCUGUCCCUUCUGCGCCUCACGGCGCUCCCACCCUUGCCCACCAGUCCUAUGGCUACGAUGACGCGUGAG